GCAAUGGAGUUCAGGUAUAAUAGCCGUUUUUCUUUAGCUUUUUCUCCUCUCUUUCUUCACCUUCUUCCUUCCUUCGCCUUCCCACUCCAAAAAAAAGAUAUAGCUGCAUUGAUUCUCUCCAUUGCCAUUACCACCUUUCCUUCUCUCUCUCCUCCCUUAUAUACGUUUCUUUCUCUCUUCUUUUUAGAGAGAGAAAGAGAGAGAGAUUGACAGUUCAGAGAGCAAAAGCAGCCAUCAUCACCCCAGAGAGGGAGAGGGAGAGAGAGAGUGAUCUGAAAUGGGUUCUUCAGGGCAGAGCAGCAGCAACUACGAUCUGUCGUUCAAGAUCUUGCUGAUAGGAGACUCCGCCGUCGGCAAAAGUAGUCUGCUUGUUAGCUUCAUCUCCAACUCUGUUGACGAUCUUGCCCCCACCAUUGGUGUGGAUUUUAAAAUCAAGCUGCUCACUGUAGCUGGGAAGAAAAUCAAGAUGACUAUUUGGGACACAGCUGGACAGGAGAGGUUCAGAACAUUAACAAGCUCUUACUACAGAAAUGCCCAAGGAAUCAUCCUUGUGUAUGAUGUGACUCGGAGAGACACCUUUACGAACUUAUCGGAUGUGUGGGCUAAAGAAGUGGAACUGUACUCGACUAACCAGGACUGUGUCAAGAUGCUUGUUGGGAAUAAAGUUGAUAGAGAAUCAGAAAGGGCUGUAAGUAGAGAAGAGGGGAUUUCUCUUGCAAAAGAUCUUGGAUGUUUGUUUCUUGAAUGUAGCGCUAAAACUCGAGAGAAUGUGGAGCACUGCUUCAAAGAGCUAGCGUUGAAGAUAAUGGAGGUUCCUAGUCUCUUGGAAGAAGGUUCAACCAUGGCAAAGAGAAAUAUAUUGAAGCAGAAACAGGAAAAUCAAGCACCUCCUAUCGGUACUUGUUGCUCGUAAAAUGCCACCUUGUGCACCUCGUAUGAAGCUCGACUCACAUCAAGAACAGAUCUUGUAUAUGUAAUUUCGAUGUUUUUUUCUGUCUUACUGCAUAAUUGUUUGUUUCAAUCGUAUAAUGCACAAAUUGGCACUCAUAUAACUUGUGUAUUAGCUUGUGUAAAUGUAAUUUCCUUGUUUUUCAGCCAUGUUAUGGAAAAAGAAUUGCUUGUA
This is a messenger RNA of Pyrus x bretschneideri (Chinese white pear), 1123 nucleotides long. Its product is annotated as ras-related protein RABC2a. The record is from RefSeq and is a predicted model, not a curated record. Gene Ontology annotation, molecular function: GTPase activity; GTP binding. The coding region runs from base 278 to 913 and encodes 211 amino acids. The transcript has 6 exons. NCBI's taxonomy places the organism in Eukaryota, Viridiplantae, Streptophyta, Magnoliopsida, Rosales, Rosaceae.